ACUCCCUCUCUCGUUUUAGCAGGAACCUACAGGCCGGCCAUAUUAGAGAGAUGGAAAUAAAGCUUCCUUAAUAUUGUAUGUGUCUUUGAAGUACAUCCGUGCAUUAUUUUAAUUUUAUUUUUUUUUACAUCUAACCAUUCCUCCCUUGUAGCCCUUGGCCCCUCAAAUCACCCUCUCCCAUAUUCCGACUAACAUCUCAGUUUCUGAAAAUGCACAAAGAUGCCUGGCUACCUCGCCCUGCCUUCAGUCUCACGGGGCUCAGUCUCUUUUUCUCUUUGGUGCCACCAGGGCGGACCAUGGAAGUCACAGUACCUAAUACCCUCAACGUGCUCAAUGGCUCUGAUGCCCGCCUGGCCUGCACCUUCAACUCCUGCUACACAGUGAACCACAAACAGUUCUCCCUGAACUGGACUUACCAGGAGUGUAAUAACUGCUCCGAGGAGAUGUUCCUCCAGUUCCGCAUGAAGAUCAUUAACCUGAAGCUGGAGCGCUUCCGAGACCGCGUGGAGUUCUCGGGGAACCCCAGCAAAUAUGAUGUUUCAGUGACACUAAAAAAUGUGCAGAUCGAGGAUGAGGGCCUGUAUAACUGUUACAUCAUGAACCCGCCUGACCGCCACCGAGGCCACGGCAAGAUCUACCUGCAGGUCCUCAUGGAAGAGUCCCCUGAGCGGGAUUCCACGGUGGCAGUGAUUGUGGGCGCCUCCGUGGGGGGUUUCCUGGCUGUGGUCAUCUUGGUGCUGAUGGUGGUGAAGUGUGUAAGGAGGAAAAAAGAGCAGAAACUGAGCACGGAUGACCUGAAGACGGAGGAGGAGGGCAAGACAGAUGGAGAAGGCAAUGCGGACGAUGGCGCCAAGUAACGGGGGCUGGCCCUGCGGCUCUCCCUCAUGUCCUGUCUUCCCCCUUCUCUGCCCUGCACAGUGUGCCCCUGCCUGCCCUCUCUUGGUGUGCUUCUCUUGAACCAGGAACCUAGGGCUGACCUGGGGCCUCCUGAACCCCUCACUUCAUAUCUCCCACCCUGCACCAAGAGUGACUCACCUCUCUUUCAUUUGAGAAACCUGCCAUGGUGUCUGGGACAUGUGGGCCCUGGGGGGAGGGAGAAGUGGGUUCAAAACUGUCAGUCCCUGAGAGGAGGCAGAAGACAUGUGUGAAGGUCCCAGGGAGAAGACAGAAGGCGGGCAGUGGUGGAGGAGGGGGUCAUCUGUCCAGCCUGCCCAGUGCCUGGACUCAUCUGGUGGUUGCUUUAGAGGGGACCUGUGGGUGGAAGAGGGACUUUCCUGUGCUGCCACAAAGCUUGCGAUGGGACAUUGCUCUGCUCCCUGAGCUGCUCUAGUGAUAGGUUCCUAAAACUUGAGGGUGGAGCAUGUCAAAGGGACAACUGUGCAUUUCCUGGGCUUUGAUGAAAAGCUGAGCCUGGGGGCAAAUGCAAGCAAGCCGUAGGCCAGGGAGCUCUGUUUUUACCCUCUCCUCCAUGGAUGGCUGCUACCACAGAAGACUUGUGGUUUUCUAUUGACUGCUAAUCCUUUGAGAUUUUUGGUGAGAAUAGCACUGAAGAGACCCUGAGCUGGGCCAGGGGUGGGUUGUGUUGUUUGAGGUAGUGGUUGUUUUACAUCACAGUUGCCUACCAACAGGAGACACAUUUCAAUAGGCCGGGGGACUGACAGGGUGGGGCUCCAUUGUAAACUGGAAUUCGCUGCAGGCUGCCUUCUGGAGCAGGAUGACCGCCAGGAGCAGUCAAGGUGCAGAGAUGAGAAGGGGAUGGAAGCCACGGGCAGAGAAGUUGAUGUGUGGAGUGGGGGCACCAUUCGGAGCUUCCCUUCAGACUUGUCUGGUUCCCCUCAGCAGAGUUUUCAUCUGGAUUUUGGCUAGAGACCAGAAAAGGGAAUGCCCUGAGGGAAGCACGAAAGCCAUGUUACUGCUCCCUGGCCCUAACAACUCUUUUGUGAGGAGGAAAGCAGCAUUUGUGGGGAGCCAACUUUCACUGCCAUUUUACUCACAUUAAGAGGGAAUUUCACGAGAGGGAGAGAGACAGAGAAAGAAACUGCAGACGUGGAGAACACUACCUUGGAAGCCCUGCAGAGAUCAACCUGCCAAGUCGCUCAUAGGACAGGUGAGGAAACUGAGGUUCAAACUGACGGAAACUGAGAGUCCUGCCAUCUUCUCCUCUGGCUCCUCAGUCUCCAGUUUGAAUCACCAGAGCCAUAGUUGUCCCAGUGGGAGGGGCCUCUGUGGUAGAGGAAGGAGGUGAGGUGAAGGAGGCGCACUCAUCCAGCCCUACUCAUUCAUCUCCCAGGAACCCAGCCCCUCCGUGCUGUGACUGAGGUAGGGUGGAGUGAUGGGAGUGAGGACAUUGCUGCUGGCAAUGCCCCAUCCCCUACGCCAGGCUGAGCCUCUUCACAUUUCCCAAACUUUCUGGGAGCUCAGGUCCUGCCCAGGCUCAGGGAGUCAGAGCCCAGGACAGGAAUGAGUCUGGGUAAAGGGCGUGGGGACAGAACUGUGACAGUCUCAGGGACCAUUCUCUGCCUCUGCCCAACAGAUGGUCAAUUUGGGGAGUGAACAGUUGCAUAUGGGAGAUUCAGUUUAACUCACUUCUAUUCAACAUCCAUUUAUUGAGCAUCUCCAAUGUGCCAGGCACUGUGUCAGGUGACAGGGACAUACACAAAGCCAUACCAGAGUUGGGAACUGCCAGGUCAGCAUUGUGGGGAUCAAGAUUAAUAUUUUUGGUGCAUCUAAUUCCACUUGUACAGCCACUGCUUCCAGGGCUGGAGUUGGAGAAGAAAGAAGAGAGUCCAGAAUCUGAGCCCUGGGAAGGGAGGAAAGGAAGGAAAGAAGGAAGAUAAAACAGGGAAGAGGGUGGAGAGGCCAGGCAAAGUGGGGGAUGGGCGACCAGCCAGAUAGAGCCUGAAUGAGGUGGGUCCAGCCCACAUGGAAAUUCUAACUCUUGGGCUCAGUACCUAACUGCCAAUCAACACACUGACAAUGGUGGGUAGUCUAAGCCACCAGGAUGCCUGGGGCAGGCAGACAUUGCCCAUCUUGCAAGCCAACCAGCUAAAAGGAGAAGGUGGGUCGUGGACACCUCAUGCCAGCUGAAACCAAGGGUGGUUGUCAUACACUUCUGCAGUUUGCAGAUUUCACUUUUUGGCAACCUUUCAAGUGCUCUCUUCUCCCAGGAUGAGCGAGGAUCUGUGCUGAUUCUGGGCACUUCUCUUUUUCCAGGACUCAUAAUAUUUAGGGGAAUUAUUCGUAGGAUUCCCUAGGUUUAUUCUAAGAAGUCCUAGCUCUCCAUAAAGAAGCCCAAGUCUCCUGGGUUCCUUCUCUUCUCUGCCCUGACCCAGUGGGGCCUCGGGAGGGCAAGGCCUCUCCAUGGGCCUCAGGGGUCAGAGCAGAUGGGGAUGGGCCAGGAACCACUUUGCCCCAGGUGCCCAUCCUUAUUUGCACUUUCUUCUCAAGCUUCUUAGAAUCUCCUCCAGAAGUCUCAUAGAGCUGCCUCUCCCAGGGCAAUGAGGUUGGGAACAAAAUAAUCUUCUGUGAAUAGAGGUAGGAAAGCGGUGAGAUGUUUCCACAGCAGCCACCUCUCUACCCUGCUUUCUAGUUUAUACCAGCAAGCUGUUCCUUUUCUUGCACACUGGGGUUCAAGCCCCACUUCUGGCUGUGUAUUCCCACCACUGCAUUCUGCGGGGUUAAGUCAGCUGGUUUUCUCGACUGCCCCUGCCUCUCCUGCUCCUUUGAAACCUCCUAUCUGUCUCUUCCUCCUAAUUAAGGGCCACUAUAAAGAGUGAUGGGCUGGCCAACCCAUGGGAUUUAGCUUAUAAGAACAAAGCACAAUUAUUCAGGACUGAAAUGCCUUGAGGUGCCUUGGAGCUGGCUUCGGAAAUAUCUACCCCCUAGCUAUGGACUAAUCACAGUUAUUCCCAAUGUAUAAAAAGGAAAAGCUGAUUGGAUCCAUAUUUCUCCCUGUGAGUCUCCUUGGGGAGGUUGGGCUGAUAAGUAUUUCCAAGGUCAGGUUAAGCAGAUGGACAAUGGAAAAUACUGGCCAGGUCCAAAACGAUCGUCCCAAGUCGUAGGAACGGCUUGGUGCAGUUGGAACACGUGAUGACUCAAGAAAUUUUCCUUCCUACUUAUGUCUUAAGGAUAGACAGCCUGUGUCUCUUGCUGUACCUCUUGCUGAUGUGUUCCUUUAUUGAAGCUUGCUAAUGCAUUUGUACAUAGUCUAUGUAGAGGUAUAGAUAUAUUAUAUAUACAGAUAUAAAACAUCUCAUUACAUCCACCCCAAAAGUUACAUUGGGGAGGGAAACAAUCAUUUCUCAGUGUUUUGAGUUGAUUCACCAAAGGCAAAUUAUGGAAUGUUCUUAUUGCUCUUUGUGCACUUGGAGGGGGAAACCCAACUACUUAUGCACUCAAGGUUUUAUGUUGCUACAUGGUGGUUGGAAGAGGUGAUGUGGAGAGAAACUUAAAUGGUCCUCUGUGACCCGACUGCUGUGAUGUGUCUGCUUUUUGGAGCAGAUUGAGUUUCUUAUUGCUUGGAUCUAUUGCUACAAUAAACAGAUUGUCUCCCCUAAA
Hipposideros armiger (great roundleaf bat) is the source of this 4557-nucleotide messenger RNA. RefSeq names its product sodium voltage-gated channel beta subunit 2 (gene SCN2B). The transcript is spliced from 4 exons. The record is from RefSeq and is a predicted model, not a curated record. Lineage: Eukaryota; Metazoa; Chordata; Mammalia; Chiroptera; Hipposideridae. Gene Ontology annotation, biological process: regulation of sodium ion transmembrane transporter activity; cardiac muscle cell action potential involved in contraction; membrane depolarization during cardiac muscle cell action potential. Gene Ontology annotation, molecular function: sodium channel regulator activity. Gene Ontology annotation, cellular component: voltage-gated sodium channel complex; plasma membrane. Bases 210 to 857 code for a protein of 215 amino acids.